This is a messenger RNA of Leptomonas pyrrhocoris, 1650 nucleotides long. RefSeq lists its product as hypothetical. The transcript has a single exon. The record is from RefSeq and is a predicted model, not a curated record. Lineage: Eukaryota; Euglenozoa; Kinetoplastea; Trypanosomatida; Trypanosomatidae. Bases 88 to 1650 code for a protein of 520 amino acids.
AGAGGGGGUGAUGGGCAGCGACUUCAUUUCAGCCGCACCUCUGACAAUUAAUGAAGUAAGGUUAGAAGUUUUAGAUUUCGUAUCGCAAUGCGGGAGGUGAAACUGCCGAGUUCACCUGCGCCAAGUCGGCGUGCGCUCUUCGGUGCGGUGCCGAUUGUUUUGCUCGCUACGCUUUGCCUCAUCGUUGCGCCAACGAAGCUGGGUCAGGCGCGCCUCACUCCUGCUUCUCCAACUUCUGCGGCACGCGACAGCCGCGUCGCAGCGCUGCGGGAUGCGCUGCGUGCCGAACACCGAGUGGAAACGAUACCGGACCCUCCCCCGGAGCUGGGGAUUCACACCGCCUGCAAAAAGUUUGGCCGCGGCUGCCCCGAUGCGUACGUCGCAUUUUUAGAAGAUGUGGUGGCGUCUCUGCGGCCUGUUUUGGACACGGAAGAGCACAAUGCGUCGUCUGGUUCAACAGGAAGCACCGCGGAGCAGGUGAAGGAAACGGAGAAUGAGGCCGAGGCUUCCUCUGCCAGUUCUUCGAGGGAAUCCGCUGCCCCGCCUUCCACGUCACCGUCUCGCUUGUCUCUCCCUGUGCAGACCUCCUGGUCCUACGCGGAGUUCAAGCGUCUGGAGAGCAUUUUGGUUCGCAUUAAGGUAGCCGAGACGCAGCUGGACAGGCACGGCAUCGCCUCACGCGAGCUGCAGCGGAAGCACUGUGUUCCUCGCGGCGAAGAUCUGACUUUUCAGGACGACUUUAAUGGCGAGGUGACCGCGCAGUUAUCGCUGGCGUGCGCGUCUUUGCAUAGAGGUCAGUCGGCCACAUCCGCCGCGUGGAAGAUGACCGAAGACGAGGCAGCGAUGUACGCAACGUGGUGCCGCUACAUGGAACACCGUCGCAAGACAAACGAAGAAGAUGUGCAGGCUGGGACAUCGUUGCCAUUUGUUUUCCACCUCGCCCGUCUUCCCUACACUCCAUUUGGGUGUUACGUGAUGGACGGGCGCCGGUGGUAUGCACGUCUGCUCCUGUGGCUCGACUCGCGCCUGGCUUUUUUUGUGUCGUGGACGUGGAGUGUGGCCCUUCCCGGUUCCUGCUGCACGUUUGUUCUGCUGUGGAUCUACAUCGGUGAAGGUUGGGGUGCGGGGGCGGAAGCGAUCGUCUUUGGCGUAGGCGAGGCAACAAACGCGCAAGAAGAAGAUCAACGCGAGGCUCGAGACGCACCCGACUCUCAGGAGCUGGUGGCAGCGAGCCAAUUUCGCCAGAGCCGAUUGGCUGGGCUGCGCUAUGCUUUUAUCGAAUGCGUGCAGCACCGGUCAUGGCCCAUGUCCUUUCUCAAACUUCGCCUCGUGCUCUGCUUGAUUGUUGCGGUGGAUCUCUUGUGGAGUCUUGGGCAGAUUCUUUACAUUACUCUAUGGUCUCUGUCCAGCCCGAAAGCGGCAUCCGGCCACCAAUUGCUGCCCGCCUCGAUCGGCUUCGUGCUGCGACUGCUUCCGGCGUGGGUUCAAGUUGUGACGAACGUGUACGUCGUUGUGGUGCUCCAGGGGGUGGUGCUGCGUAUGGCACUGAGCGGGGCUGCGAGUGCGUACGCGGAUUGGCAGGAUUUCAUCGCGAAGUGUGCGACGGAGCAGGAGUACCUGCUAAAGGCCGCCGCUGAUGUCUCUCUAUGA